GCGGCGGGCCCGGGCAUGAGCAGGAGGAGGAUCCGAGCGAGCGCGGAGCCGGUGCCCGCAGCCCCCGCGCCGCCAUGGUGGAGGCGGCGCCCCCGGGGCCCGGGCCGCUGCGGAGGACCUUCCUGGUGCCCGAGAUCAAGUCGCUGGACCAGUAUGAUUUCUCGCGGGCCAAGGCGGCGGCCAGCCUGGCGUGGGUGCUGCGGGCCGCGUUCGGGGGCGCAGAGCAUGUGCCCUCGGAGCUGUGGGAGCCCUUCUACACGGAUCAGUACGCCCAGGAGCACGUGAAGCCCCCGGUGACACGGCUGCUGCUCUCUGCCGAGCUGUACUGCCGGGCCUGGCGCCAGGCGCUGCCGCAGCUCGAAGCGCCCCCUAGCCCCUCUGCACUUCUGGCACUGCUGGCACGGAGGGGCACAGUGCCUGCGCUGCCCGAGCGUCCGGUGCAGGAGGCCGACCUGAGGCACCAGCCUAUCCUCAUGGGAGCCCACCUAGCUGUCAUUGAUGCCCUCAUGGUUGCCUUCGCCUUCGAGUGGACAAAGACACUGCCUGGUCCCUUGGCCCUAGCCAGCUUGGAGCACAAGCUCCUUUUCUGGGUAGACACGACCAUCCGGCGGCUGCAGGAGAAGACGGAGCAGGAAGCUGCCCAGAGAGCAUCUCCGGUGGCCCCUGCAGAUGGCGUGGCCCCAGCGCAGCCUUCGUGCCCCACACGCUGGUACUGGAAGCUGGUUCCUCACGCAAUUGCCUUCUGUUUGAAGGAGUCGGGGAGCAAACCCCCCAUGAUUCGAUAUCGCAAGGACCGCGCUGUGGCCCGACGCGCCCCCUGCUUUCCAACGGUGACCAGCCUCCAAGACCUGGCAAGUGGGGCUGCGCUGGCCGCCACAAUCCAUUGCUAUUGUCCCCAGCUCUUGCGACUUGAGGAGGUAUGCCUCAAGGACCCCAUGUCUGUGGCGGACAGCCUGUACAACCUCCAGCUGGUGCAGGAUUUCUGUGCCUCCCGCCUCCCUCGGGGCUGCCCGCUGUCCUUGGAGGACCUUCUCUAUGUCCCACCACCCCUCAAGAUCAACCUGAUGGUGCUGCUGGCUGAGUUGUUCAUGUGCUUUGAGGUGCUGAAACCCGACUUUGUGCAGGUCAAGGAUCUGCCCGAUGGUCACGCCGCCUCCCCCCAGGCCACAGAGGCCUCUACUCCCCAGAACAACAGUGGCAGCAGCUCUCCUGUCUUCAAUUUCCGCCAUCCACUCCUGUCAGCUGGUGGCCCCCAGUCCCCACUCCGAGGAUCCACAGGCUCGCUCAAGUCCUCCCCGUCCAUGUCCCACAUGGAGGCCCUCGGCAAAGCCUGGAACCGUCAGCUCAGCCGUCCCCUUUCCCAGGCCGUGUCGUUCAGCACCCCCUUUGGCCUGGACAGCGACGUGGAUGUUGUCAUGGGAGACCCCGUCCUACUGCGCUCCGUCAGCUCAGACAGCCUGGGUCCCCAGCGCCCUGUGCCAGCCCGGACCCCCGCGCAGCCACCCCCGGAGACUGGUGACCUGCCUACCAUCGAGGAGGCCCUGCAGAUCAUCCACAGUGCCGAGCCCCGGCUGCUCCCAGACGGGGCUGCGGAUGGCAGCUUCUACCUCCACUCCCCCGAGGGGUCCUCUAAACUGCCGCUGGCUUCCCCCUACCCACCAGAGGGGGCCUCGAAACCACUGCCUGACGGGCCCACCAAAGUACCUGCCUACUUGCCCCAUCCCGAGGGCCCCUCAAAACCGGCUCCCUGUCCAGCCGGGGAGGUAUCAAAACCAGCAGCCCUGCCUGAGGGUUCCCCGAAGGUGGCAGCUUCGUCCCCAGCAGCCAGCAACUCCGAAGUGAAAAUGACCAGCUUUGCUGAACGCAAGAAGCAGUUGGUGAAGGCCGAGGUUGAAGCCGGGUCCCCGGUGGCCACCCCGGGGGCACCGGAGGCCCUGAGUUCAGAGAUGAGUGAGCUUGGAGCCCGGCUAGAGGAGAAACGCCGGGCCAUCGAGGCCCAGAAGCGACGGAUCGAGGCCAUCUUUGCCAAGCACCGCCAGCGACUGGGCAAGAACGCUUUCCUGCAGGUGCAGCCCCGGGAGGUCGGUGGGGAAGCGGAGGCAGAGCUGGGCCCGGCCCCUGGCGGGGAGCGGCCAGCAGGUGAGGGCCAGGGUGAGCCGUCCCCACGGCCAAAGGCGGUGACCUUCUCACCAGAACUGGGCCCCGUGCCCCCCGAAGGACUGGGGGACUAUAACCGGGCAGUGAGCAAGCUGAGCGCGGCGCUGAACUCUCUGCAACGGGACAUGCAGAGGCUCACAGACCAGCAGCAGCGGCUCCUGGCCCCACCCGAGUCCUCCACAGCCGCCCCUACUCCCGCUGCCGCCGCAUGGGUCAUCCCCGGUCCCACAACGGGCCCCAAAGCCGCAUCCCCCAGCCCCGCCCGGCGCACCCCAGCUGCCCGGCGCAGCCACGGGCCAGGCCCCAGCCCGGGCCCCAGCCCCACACCCCGCAGCCCCAAACACGCGCGGCCAGCAGAGCUGCGGCUGGCACCCCUGACCAGGGUGCUCACGCCCCCGCAUGACGUGGACAGCCUCCCCCACCUGCGCAAGUUUUCACCGAGCCAGGUGCCGGUGCAGACGCGCUCCUCCAUCCUCCUGGCGGAGGGGCCGCCCCCCGAGGAGCCCACAGCACGGCCCAGCCUUAUUGAGAUCCCACUGAGCAGCCUGGAGGAGCCAGCAGCUGAGGAGGAGGGAGAUGGGAGCCCCCCUGGGGCUGAGGAUUCCUUAGAGGAGGAAGCGUCUUCAGAGGGAGAACCCCGCGCCGGGCUGGGGUUCUUCUAUAAGGAUGAAGACAAGCCCGAGGACGAGAUGGCCCAGAAGCGGGCCAGCCUGCUGGAACGGCAGCAGCGGCGAGCCGAGGAGGCGCGGCGGAGGAAGCAGUGGCAGGAGGCCGAGAAGGAGCAGCGGCGGGAGGAGGCCUCGAGGCUGGCCCAGGAGGAGGUGGCCCCCAGCCCUCCUGCACCCACAGCUCCUACGGCCUCUGCUGCAACCCCAGCCCCAGCUGCCCGGGCCCCCGCUGAGGAGGAGGUGGGCCCCCGGCGGGGGGAGUUCACACGGCUGGAGUAUGAACGCCGGGCCCAGCUGAAGUUGAUGGACGAUCUGGAUAAGGUGCUGCGGCCCCGAGCAGCAGGGAGUGGGGGGCCAGGCCGCGGCGGUCGGAGGGCCCCCCGGCCACGCUCUGGUUGCUGCGAUGACUCAGCCCUGGCUCGGAGCCCAGCCCGUGGGCUGCUGGGCUCUCGGCUUAGCAAAAUCUACUCCCAGUCCACCCUGUCUCUGUCGACAGUGGCCAACGAGGCCUCCAGUAACCUUGGCGUGAAGAGGCCCACAUCUCGGGCUCCAUCUCCAUCUGGCCUCAUGUCCCCGAGCCGCCUGCCCGGCAGCCGUGAACGUGAGUGGGACAAUGGCAGCAACGCAUCCUCCCCGGCCUCAGUGCCUGAGUACACGGGUCCGCGGCUAUACAAGGAGCCGAGUGCCAAGUCCAACAAGUUCAUCAUCCACAACGCCCUGUCACAUUGCUGCCUGGCGGGCAAGGUGAAUGAGCCACAGAAGAACCGCAUUCUUGAGGAGAUCGAGAAGAGCAAAGCCAACCACUUCCUGAUCCUCUUCCGCGACUCAAGCUGCCAGUUCCGGGCCCUAUACACGCUGUCCGCGGAAACAGAGGAGCUGUCACGGCUGGCGGGCUAUGGCCCCCGCACAGUCACGCCAGCCAUGGUCGAGGGCAUCUAUAAGUAUAACUCAGACCGCAAGCGCUUCACGCAGAUCCCCGCCAAGACCAUGUCCAUGAGCGUGGAUGCCUUCACCAUCCAGGGACACCUCUGGCAGAGCAAGAAGCCCACCACCCCCAAGAAGGGCAGCAGCACCCCCAAAUAGCCCCAUCCUGGGUGGUCUGCAGGCCGGGCCCUGUGUACUCCGACCGCCACCCCCUCCGGGAACCAACCUAGAGGACAGUCAGUCGGUGUUCCUGGGUCCUGUCUGUCCCCGACCUUGUGUGGGUGGGGCUGGAGUCCCCACCCCCUAAUUUUUGUCCCGUCCUGCGUGGGGGCUGAGCUGGGAGGUUCAGGGACUCAGGGCUCAGCUCAGUGCCCCCCACCGUCUGUCCUCCCCACCUUCUUGAAUAAAGUAAUUUAAAGAGA
This is a messenger RNA of Odocoileus virginianus texanus, 4171 nucleotides long. It is a transcript of the gene CAMSAP3, whose product is annotated as calmodulin regulated spectrin associated protein family member 3. The record is from RefSeq and is a predicted model, not a curated record. Lineage: Eukaryota; Metazoa; Chordata; Mammalia; Artiodactyla; Cervidae. Gene Ontology annotation, biological process: neuron projection development; negative regulation of microtubule depolymerization; cytoplasmic microtubule organization. Gene Ontology annotation, cellular component: microtubule minus-end. Gene Ontology annotation, molecular function: microtubule minus-end binding; spectrin binding; calmodulin binding.